This is a messenger RNA of Strigops habroptila (Kakapo), 12503 nucleotides long. RefSeq names its product cytoplasmic polyadenylation element binding protein 4 (gene CPEB4). The record is from RefSeq and is a predicted model, not a curated record. Gene Ontology annotation, biological process: negative regulation of cytoplasmic translation. Lineage: Eukaryota; Metazoa; Chordata; Aves; Psittaciformes; Psittacidae. Gene Ontology annotation, molecular function: mRNA 3'-UTR binding; translation factor activity, RNA binding; mRNA regulatory element binding translation repressor activity. The transcript has 9 exons. Gene Ontology annotation, cellular component: neuron projection; cytoplasm; synapse. The coding region runs from base 7879 to 8871 and encodes 330 amino acids.
ACACUCUGUUAUAUCCAUAAGGAAAAUAACACGUAAGUGUAUUAAAAUGCCCUAGAAAGGGUCGGGGGUUUGAACAGCACUAUCUGAUUGUAUGACUUCUGUGCUUGCAACUAAAAAUAAUAUAUGUUUAACUUGAAAUGUCAUCGUGUGAAUUAUGCUCUGAACUGUGAGUCAUGUGGUUUGGCUUUUUGUUGGUUUUGUUUUGGGUUUUUUUAAUAGGGGUGAUCAUAUAAGUAUCUUUUGCAUACCAGACAUCUGCAUUAGCAAGUUUCCUUCAGCUUAAUACUUACAUUCAGAAAUAGCUGAUGAACAAAUUCAGUUGCAAGUAGUGAGUCUGUUUACUGAAAGGAGAAAGGAAUAAAGUGCUGCCUGACGAAGUAUGAAGAUAUGAGGCCUUUUUAAGUAUUCAAGAAUGUACCACAUCUGAGAAAAAGUAUGAAGUGAUUGUAUUUUGGUUUACAGUGUCAGAUGGACUUGUAGUGCAACAUCAUUUUCGUAGCAUUUUUUGGAAACUCUGCUUGUUUUUACAUGAUGGUAAUCAAUGCAGUUUGCUUUCCUCAGUAAUUGUAGCAAAUUUUACUUAUGGGCCAUUAAAUCAUCACCAAAAAUAGAUCUGGACGACUGGUCUCCUGUAUUUUAAUGUGGCCUUAUCCUGGCAGGAGCAGGUUGUCUAACAGUUCAGCCUUUCCUCCAAGCUGACUUUUUAUGACUUUGAAAAGAACUAUAUAAUGUUGAACCUAAUUUGCAGUAAAAAUUACACUAGACGUACUCUUCCCUUCAUCUGACCCCUAGUUAAAUCUAGCUUUUAUGUUUGUCUUUGCCUUUUGUAAGCUCCUUUAGGGUGAACCAAAAAAUCCAAGAGUUCUUUUACAUUUAAAGGGUUGUUUUUCAGGAUCUUCAAAUGAGGGCAAAAGUAAAAAUGUCAGAGUGAGUGCAGUAUUUCUAGCCAUGCUGUAAGAACCAGGGUGACCUACUUUAAAACAAUUUGAAAGAUCUGAAGAUAAAAACCAUGCAAUAUGUUUCAUGUUGUAAACAACCCUAAAGAAACAGAAAUCUAUUUAAUAAUGACUUUGUGGAUUCAGACCUAGGAACAGUUCAGUAGUUCUUCCUCUACUGUUCAGUUUCUGUUUGGUUUGCAGGAUCUGCCUGUGCAGCCUUCUGACAACAGAGCAGCUGCUGGCAAUAACUUUCCAUUAGAGACCUUUAUUCUACUGCAGAGCUACUAGCUGGUUCAGUGUCAGGUAGAGCCCCUGUAAAUUCAGAAUGCAUAGUAAUAAUUGAUUUUAAUGUCAGGAUUUGUAAUUAAUAUCAUGAACCUGUGUUCAGCAUACCAAAUUUAUACACUGAAACCAUUAGAAAAAGGGACACAGCUGGAGUCGGUCUUUUUUCAGCCUCACUGCAGCGAGACUUGGCUCACAGUUUAAUUCAUUCUCUACCCUGACACAUAGCUGAUGUUCAGAGUGACAGAAUGAGAUCAAGUGUGUCCUUGCUGCUGUGUAUACAGCCCAAAUAUACACACAGCGAUAGAAAUGUGCUUGGUUUGACAUCAAGGAAAUUUCAGGAAAUUGGCAAAGUCAACCCUGACUUCUGGGUUGUGUUCCAAACAUAAAAUAGCAGACCCAUGUAUUUGAUCAUGGUAAAGAAAUAGUUUUUGUGUAGCAUGUUGGUAUCUAUUUACAUAAACACUAAGAUGAAGCUGUACAUGUCAAGACCAAGUCUGACACUCCUUCAUGCCAAGAAAAGGAAAGUGUUGGAGCGAACUGCUUUUCCAGUCUGUUACUAUCACUUCUGUGAAGGGCAGGGCAGCAAAACAGGACUUCAGCACUGCAGACCUACAAAGAUGCUGAUUGAUUUUGAAGCCAUCUUGGACAAUUGCUUUUUAUAACUUUCUUUUUGUAUAAAAUCUUUAGCUCCUUUGGUCCCUCAGUCAUUUGUCUGUUGAAAGCAUACUGAAUUUUUGAAUCGCUGGAAACAAAUGAUGUAAAAUUGGACCUUUGAUCUCUUUAUUUUUUCUUGCUUAUGCUGAUUGUAUGCCUGACUCCCAGCAGAAAUAAGGACUUUUGCUUAUUAUAUAUUUGUGUUCAUGCACACAUAUAUAUAUAUAUAUAUAUAUAGGAAGUAUCCUUGGUGAUGCAAUAAUGUACUGGAUAAGGCUAUUUUGUUACUGGAAUCUUCUUAGAUUCCUGUUUAGGAAAUAAUUGAAAGCUGUCUUUGCUGCAGCAACAUAAUGGAGUAAUUUGAUACAACUAUCCCUUUCAUUUAAUAUUUAUGUUUUGCUGCUUAAAUCAUUAACAAGUGUUGCUGCAAUCUAGUGAAAAUUAGUUUCUUUAGAAGGCAAGAUGUAAACCAGCAAUUGCAAAUAUUUGGGGAUCACUUUUUUCUCAAAGGUUGCCUCUAUUUCAGCAGUUGGUGAAACACAGAAGUCUAUGUUUUGAUGGAAAUCUUAGGGUAACCAAGUGUAAGUGCUCGUUUCCUCUUUAGAGAGGACAACAUUGCAUAAUGUCCUUAUAAGCCACUAAUGUGAACUGCUGCUCACUUCAAAUAUUUCUGCCCGUGGCCCUUAGAUGCUUGCGAUGAAGUGGGCAUUCCAAAUGGCACAGCUGAAAGGAAAAUACUGCGGUGAUCUCUUUGAUAAUCUUGCAAUCUGAUGAUUGCUUGCUCGGUAUUGAGAGCUGCAUGCAAAACAUUGUGCUUUUUGUUCUAAGUGUUUUUCCUUUGGAAUGCUGUCUCCUAGCAUUUCAGAAGUAGCAUGUCUGUAGGAACCUCUUGUUGCAGAGAUGGAACUGGAAGCAAGGUCAGAGAAGACUGUUACCAGAUCUGCUAAUGAAAUUAAGUUUUGAUAUUGUGCUUUAGCCACUGGGCAGGCUUCCCCCUUCAGAUCUUUUGAAAAGAGAAAAGCCAUUGUUCUUUGUGCAUUCAUUUGAAAAGGAAAUGGUCUCCAAAAGAAAAAAUGGUUCCUGAAUUAAAACAAAAAAAAGUGUCUUUUGGAUAUAGCAGCCUUCCCUGAGAAUUAAGAAAUGAAAAUGCUUUGACUGUAACUAUUGCAUCUUAAAAAGUUACUGAUUUUUAAAAAGAAUUACUUCUCUCCCAGCAGCACUGACAAACUAAGUGCUCAGUAAUUGCAUUUUACUGCAGCAUUGCCCUCAAGAUUGUUUUGGCUUUCCUUUUGCUAUGUACUUGCACUUCCUCAUGAGAGUGGAACAUCCUGCCUGUUAUGCAAUGCAUAAAUCUUGCUUUGAUAGGCAUUUCCAGGUUUCCAGAUCUCAUCUUCAAAUGCAUGAUGAUGUUUUUCAAGUUGGUCUUUGAAGGCACAGGCAAGUUAAGCAAUAGCGUUCAGCUUUCUGUAAAAAUGCUUAAAAAGAAUUUGUGUUUCUUCCUGGAAUCAGCCUUGAAAAUAACUGCCCAUUUCAAAGAAUUCUGUCCAUGAGAGCAGUUCAUUAUAUCCACUUGUUCAAAAUGUUUUUUCCUUUCUUCUGCAGUGGCUAGUUUCCAGGUAUAUCACCCCUUCAAAUCCAUUGAGAGGCUCUGCCAGGGAGACUUUCUCUUCCCUCAGGCAGAUAUGGAAUGUUUGAGAAAACACAUACGUGAUUACAGAAUGUGUUUGAAUUCUGAGCCAUACAUCAUGAUUUGUUUGCCCAUAGAAAUGGGUUGAUUUAAUAAGUGUGUUAAACAAAUUCACAGGGUACUGGAAUUAAAAUAUAACCUCUUGAAUGCAUUUGCCAAUCUUUGCUCUUGAAGGAAUUUUGCAAAUAAAUUUCUUUACCGUGCCUCUUUAUUUUACUAUUUGUUCUUUGUUUCUGAGGAACCUUUUUGGGAAUCGUGAUGGCUGGUUGUAUAAAACUGGGCUAAUGGUUUUGCAGAAUUUUAUUCUAGCAACAGCAAUUAUUCCAAUAAAUUUCAAGCUAUCAUUUUAAAGGAGAAUAAACCCUUGAAGCUGGAUUUCUAAAUGUCUGUUCACCCAUUUUUCUGUAACUGCAUCAGCUGUGUAGUAAUUAGUGUUUUGUGUGCUGUUCCCCACAGCUACUGAUCUAUGGAAUUAGAAGCAGCUAAUGUGGUAUGACAUGCACGAGUUAAGUACUGUGGAAGUUAACACUGUUCUUGUUUUAUAAACUUACUACUGACGUUAAUACUUCGGCUUUGGCCCUCCUGUGUGUUUUUGACCUCAGGGUUUCUUUUUAAAGACAGCUUUUGUUAGAAGCUAUUUGAAUUAUGUUUGUAUUUUCCUAAGAUUAAAAGGAGUACUCUUAUUAAGCAUUUUGCUUUGAAAAUUGCAUACUUAGCAGCCCAGUUAAAGAUUGAGAACACAAGAUAUUGUGGAAAAUAAAGAUACAUAAAAAUAGCAUCAGACAUGUUACUGGAAAUUUUUAUAAAGGUCUGUAAUUUCUAACACUUAAAAAAAAAAAAGGUUCAAGUUUGACUAAACCAGAAGUGCUCCCUCCCAAAAAAACUCCUAUGCUAUGCGUCAUUUAACUUUUCCAGCUUUUUCUUAUUGUUCCCUGGUGAAGCUAUAAAAGAUGAUCAGGGCAGCAUACAGCAACAUCCUUUCAGGAAAAACCUGUUUAUUCAAAGCCUUUAAUUCACUGGAUGCUGGACUGGAAGCUGGAAUACAGCAUUUGCAGGGUGUUGGGAAGGAGGAGAAGCUUACCCAGAAGCAGAAUCAAGUCCAAAUUUGAUUCUUUCAAUUAAAAGAAAAACGUGGAACUUGUAUUUAGUACCUACAACACCACCUCUCCCUACACGCUUUGCUUUGCCUGAGACACAAGGCUUUUGAAAUGUGGGAAACGUGCACAAGUUUUCGGAAAGUUUCAGGCUUCCCAUGCUAUAAUGAGAGUAGCAAACAUAGUUGUGAGUUUCCUAAUUUUCCCAAGUAGUCUGGUUUGACAAGAUUUAAAUACGUAAAAUAAGCCCCAGUUUUACGACUACACCUACUCCAUAAUAAAUAUUGCUUAAUCACCUGCAAUAAAUUGCUUAACACGAUGGCAUGCUUUGAAUGAUUCCUGAUGCCUCAGUCUCCAGAGAAAUCAGAUUUUAUAAGAUCAGGCAUAGCCUUAGCUACCAGCCAGUGCUCAUCCCUUGCCAGGCUUUACUUGUACGGUUUGGAGUUUUAGCACUGGGAGGCCUGUCCUGGGGAGCACUGAAUAGAAACUCUCAGGUUCUGGAAUCUUAAUUAUUCAGGUGAUGAUAAUGCUGUGGGUGCAGAUUAACUAUAAUGAAUCUGCACUUUAAUACUUCAAUUAGAUGUAUAUUUUUCUGAUGUGCAAUAGAAUUUAGGUGUGGAAUUUUUAAGUGCAACGUAUGACUAUCCUGUGCAUGAAAAAUUCAUGCUUAAUUUCUUUUGUAGAUGAAGAUGUCCCAGUAUAUAUAGCGUAUAUGCUUAGUACCAAGUGGCUUGCUUUUUGGAAUGAAAUGUCUUUGGACUUUGAAAAAUAAAAUUGGAAUAGGAAUUAGAAUUUAGUGAUUUCCUAUUACAAGUGGCUUCAUUGUUUUACAAGACCUCUGAUCUGUCUGGGUGCUAGUGGGGAAACCACUGCAGUCCCAGAGGUAAAGUGGUUUGCCCAUGCUCUCCGGAUCCAAUGACAAAGUUGUGACGGAAGUCCUGAGUUCUUCUCUCCGUGCUUUAACAAUGAGAUUACAUUAUUGUGAGCACUGCACAUACUUACACAUGAUUUCUAGGCAGUAGGAGAAUCGGAAUAAUUUAAUUUUCCUGUAGACAGGGGUGGCCAGUGUAUAGUUCAAAACUGUUGUGCUUGCUGAUGUAGAAUAUUUAGUCUUGACAUCUCUCUCUUAACCAGAUGUGCUGUCACUUCUUGUAUAUUAUUGCCAAAACAAUACUGCUUAUUCAAAAUUAUGGUUGAUGAAUGUCUUUUGAAAUGCUGGCUGACAUUUUCAACAUAGUCAUGUAUUAAGACUGCAGGUUGAUUUCUUUCUUUUUGGUUUGUUUGUUUGGUUGUUUUUUGUGGCCUUGUGUUCAACCGGAUGUCUUUCUACCUCAGUUCUGUUUCCUCAGGAUAAAUGUUUGUGCCCUUUGAGCCCUCUGAUAAAGCAAACUUUGAGAUGCCCUAAACAAACUUGUGUAAAGCCAAGUUCUUGUGAUCAACUUGGGUAAAUAAUAGCAGGCUGUAGUUAACUGAUUUUGUUCCUGAAGUGUACAUACUCUGCUUUACUCCAGCCUGUCAUUACCCCUGUAUCUUUUCUUUAUAAAUAAAUUAAAAAAUUUACAGUAAGCAAUCCAGCUCCAUGCAAAGCACUGCAACUUUGUGAAUUGAUCCGUUAAAAACACCACCAUAGUAAGUCUCUACGUGAAGUCUUUUGAAAAGAAAACAUCACUUUUUUUCCCCAAGUACAGUGUGGUUUAUGUGCUUUACAACUCAGAACUAACAUCUAUCUGAGAAUAACUCACCUUUAGUUGCCAGUUAAUGAUCAGUAUCUUGACCGUUACAGCUUUUCUGAUUUUAUGGAAUUAAAUGUAUAGUUACAAGUUUCUUCAACAAUAUGGCCACUACCACUAACCUGUCAUCAGUCUUUAUUUUUAUGUUGGUUAUGUAAUACAUAUAUACAUUUCAGAUAAGCUGUGUUUCUGAUAAAAUGUGCAGGUCAAUUUGGAAGUUAAGACAGGCACAAUUUGUGCUACUGUUUUCAAAGCAGUCUCACUAUCAAAGGCCGUUAAGUAAUAUAAAAACUUGGAAAUUCAAACUACCGAUGGUGACUUUCUCUAAUAGUGUGAACCCUUUCAGCACUGGGGCAAGUAGUCAACUCCAUUAAUGGAGUUCUUUUAGAAGAAGCACUGGGCAAGCCUCUGAACCAGCUGAGGAUGGCGUUUUGGCUGGUCUUUAUUUAGGAUAUACAUGACUGACAUCUUUUCAUAGGAUAGAUGUAUUUUCUUUAUUUAUAUACCAAGUUCUUGAAUUAUUCUGCAUUUCCAGAGAGGUGGACUGCUGCAUUGAUUUCAUAUAUUAAUAUACCCAAGUUCAAUGUAACAGUAAUAGUGGCUCUUAGUGUUGUGCUUAACAUGAUUUGCCAACUUCUGAUUGAUAAGCAGAGACAUAGAGGAGCAAGCUGUUUCAAACAACCGAGGAAAGAGUGAUCUUCCCAAGGGUGCUGAGGCUGGCGCAAUUCAGCACCAUGACGUGACAAAGAUGAUUAGAUAUGCUGUAAGCACAGAGACCUUUUGUUGGAAAGAUAGGCAAGAAAUGAACAGUAGCAUACUGGUGUGUUGAGGAUGCUCUAGCCUAUGGCAGUCUUCUCCACUGCUAUACAAGUUACUGGAACCACUGGAGGGCCUGAGUAUGAAUGUGGGCCACAGUUUAGCCAGUCCUCCUUUUUGUGUGAUUGCUAAUAGCUGCAGGUAGGAAUAUGACCAAUUAAACUUUCGAAUCAGUGUGCAGGGUUGUGUUUUAAAAUGGUUUUAGUAUGAUUAGAAUCUUAGGGACCUUAUACUACAAAAACGACAACUAGCCGGCGCACUCAGAAGGGGAAAACCAUAAAGUCCUCACUACAAAAAUCUUCCAUGGAGAAUGUGGUGUUCCUAUCAGCUAACCAGUCCAAUUCAAAUUUCUUUCUCAAAUGUUUAAACUGUUCUCAAAAUUAGAAACUUACUAUUGUAGCAGACCUCUUUGUUCAUUGCUAUAGCUCAUCCUAUGUGAGCAUUUUACAGACAAGAGACUACCUUUGGGCUCAUCAGACUACAGCGUGUAUACAGCACAAUGAACUAGGAAUGGCUUGGCCUGGGUUUCUUCCUUCACAUCUCUUGCACAACUGAAAUGCUAAGUGCCCCAAAUUCAACAAAGACUUGGAACUACUGAGGUUCUGCACUUUGUGAAAUAACAAUUUUGUAGCUGUUCAUGGCUUGAACUGGAGGAUCGCACAAGGACUUUUGACAUGCAUUCACUGGAGAACUCCCUAAUUGACAUAAUGAGAGCUGAAAACGAUUCACUGAAAGCAAGGACAUAUGGGAGAAGGCGAGGUCAGUCUUCACUGUUUCCAAUGGAAGACGGGUUCUUGGAUGAUGGACGUGGGGAUCAGACUCUUCACAGUGGUUUAGGAUCACCUCACUGCUUCUCCCAUCAGAAUGGAGAAAGAGUGGAACGGUAUUCCCGUAAAGUCUUUGUUGGGGGACUGCCACCAGAUAUUGAUGAAGAUGAGAUCACUGCUAGUUUUCGUCGCUUUGGACCUUUGAUUGUAGACUGGCCACACAAGGCAGAGAGCAAAUCCUAUUUUCCUCCUAAAGGAUAUGCAUUUUUGCUCUUCCAAGAUGAAAGCUCUGUACAGGCACUGAUUGAUGCAUGUAUUGAAGAAGAUGGAAAGCUCUAUCUUUGUGUUUCCAGCCCCACUAUCAAAGACAAACCGGUUCAGAUCCGGCCUUGGAACCUUAGUGAUAGUGAUUUUGUUAUGGAUGGUUCACAGCCUCUUGACCCACGAAAAACCAUUUUUGUUGGUGGUGUUCCUCGGCCUUUACGAGCAGUGGAACUUGCAAUGAUAAUGGAUCGGCUGUAUGGAGGGGUGUGCUAUGCUGGAAUUGACACAGACCCUGAGCUGAAGUACCCAAAAGGAGCUGGGCGGGUUGCGUUUUCUAAUCAACAGAGUUACAUAGCUGCUAUCAGUGCUCGCUUUGUUCAGCUGCAGCAUGGAGAGAUAGAUAAACGGGUGGAAGUUAAGCCAUAUGUCUUGGAUGAUCAGCUUUGUGAUGAAUGUCAGGGGGCCCGUUGCGGUGGAAAAUUUGCUCCAUUUUUCUGUGCUAAUGUUACCUGUCUGCAGUAUUACUGUGAAUAUUGCUGGGCUGCUAUCCAUUCACGCGCUGGCAGGGAAUUCCACAAGCCCCUGGUAAAGGAGGGAGGAGAUCGCCCAAGACAUAUUUCAUUCCGCUGGAACUAAAUGAUCACUGCAGUGCUCAUAUGCAGGCCUCAAAUUAAGUGCACUCUUCUGUUAUCCUGAUUGUCCCUACCCCUCCCUACCCUUUCUCUUAUUCAAGAUAGCAUGCCCUUUUGUAGUAGUCUGUAAUUUAACAAUAGUAUAAUGAAAGAAUGACCUAUAAUAUGGGUAUUUUGUAGAAUCUUGUCAUUGAAAACUGUAUUGGGAACUCCUUUUCGUAUCGAUAACAUGUUGCAAGUGAGUUGCAUUCUCUUGUCUUUACUACCAAGAGAACACUUAAUUUCAUGCAACAUUUUCUUAGAGGAGAGAAAAAUAUUAAGAAAAGAGAAUUGAAACGAUAGAGUAUUUUGGUUUUUUAAUUAAAUUAUUGUUAAUAAAGAACAUAAGAAUACUUUUAUUAAAAUAACCGUGUAACAGUAACACUAUCAGUCUGUUCUGACACUUUUCCCCCAAGGAAGCCUGUUUUUGCCUCUCUUUUUGUUUCGACUUCAUAUUUUUCCAGCAACAGAUGAAGUUUGCAUUUACCUACCAACAGAAAAGAGCAUGUUUAAAGCAACACAAAUGCAUGAGCAAAGUUGAAGCAGCAUUAUAACAAUGAUUUUUUUUUUCUUUAUUUAAUCUGUUAAGGGUUUUGAGGCUAAAAUUUUAGUUCAGUGUGUAUCUGACUGUGCCUCUGACUACCACCCACAUCCAAAUUACUAAUGAGAUAGGCAGAGCUUACUAUAUUUUCAUCGAAAUGAUUACAUUUUAAGAAUUCCUGAAUGUAAAAGUCGAGUAAAGUUACUACUGAGGGGGGAGUGCACUUUUUUUUUCUUUAAGAGAACUCAAUUGUCUGGUUACAGCCCUAGAAAUCCUACCAAAGCUAGAGUAAUGACAACUAGUUAACUGGCAUUUCCUCUCCUGAAGGAUAAAUAUAUAGAUUUUAUUUUUGAUGGCUAUAUAUAACUCUAUAUCCUAAUAUACUAACAUUCAUCAGGGGCCAGCCUUUGCUCUCCAUUUUGACGUGAAAAAGUAGAAAACCUAAAGAUACCUCAAGGAUAUCGCUGAUUUUUACUGAAGUUUUGAUAUUCCAUUGUGUCACACAAAUUAAAAUUGGCUGCUUAUUUGUUUCCCAUCUUGGAUGUAAAGUUAGCUUCAAAUACCCUCUAGCUUAGUUGUAACAGAAGGCAUGAACCUAAGUAGUUUCCAAGUCUUGUUUUGCACUAUUUUCUGAAUUUGUGCAUGAAAUGGUGCAAGCGUGCAUAUGCCUUUCUUACUCUUCCUGUAGAAAGAAUCCUAACUGAGAUUCCACCUCUUCAGAACUUAACAUGGAGAAAUAAAGAAACACAGGUAUUUGAAGUGCCAACAUUGCUAAGUUAAUGCCUGCUUUAUUAUAAAUAAGUUCUACCUUGAGAAGCAUUAACACAGUACAUGUUAAUUGAAUGGUCACGAGUGGGUGCAGGGGUUUAGUUUGAAAUAGUUGAAUGAAGGAGUAGUUCUGAAAAUUUAUUUUUUAUUACUUUUGAACUAAUGCCCUGGCCAACUUCUCAAAUGAUUAUUUAGCAGUGUGCAAACAAACACAUUCAGUGGCAAUCUUCUGAAGUGCCCAAAGUGGCACGGUACCAUCUUAGAAUCUCUCAAACCAAAGACUUGCCUCAGCACUGCUCGGAAAACAUCUGCUCAGUUAAAAGCCUUCGUCGGCCCCCCUCAUCCCCUUCCCCCAGCCCAGAUUAUCUUUAUGAGAAGCAGUUUUUAUUUUCAAUACAGGCUUUAAUGAACUGUACCUUACCAAGUUCCAAAGGUCAAAAUGGAGACAUUUGCUGUCUACUAGUCAAGUAUAGAAAGGGAGCUGCUUUUAAUGAAAUCCCUGAAAAUAUUGACAACAGUAAUGCAAAUGCAGAGUGCUCUUGUGUAGAUUGUCAGGGACUUUUUUUUCUCUGAAGUACAUAAUUAUAGUUGGAAUGUUCCUUUAAUUUUUUUAAUGCUUGUAGGUGGCUUGGGGUGUGCUAUUGUGCCGAUCCUACCCAGUAAACAGGUGAGAUGGGUUACCAUUACAAGAAAUAACACUGUUUGAGAACUAGCUUUGAAUAAUAAUUUUCCCUUUGUACAUGACCUGCUGAAUUUCGGUACAGUGUUUUUGUAGCUAACUUAUUUUGUCAUGCACAUAAUGUAUAUUUGUUAUGCACUACUUUUGUAUAUCUUGUUUUUCCAACAGUGAGCAUUUUUAGGCACACUUUUCACUGACGGGAUAUCUCUUUAUGCAAUACCUCAAUUUUUCAUAUUGCAAAGAGUAGCUUUUUGUACUUUUAUUACUGAGAGAUCUUCAUAUACUUCAUUUUUUAAUAUAAAUAAUUUUAAUAAAUUUUAUUUUCUUAUAUUCUGCUUUUUAUACAUUUCAGUGCUCUGCAUACAUUUUGAAUUAUGGAUGUUGUGCACUGGCAAUGCUAUUUUAGAAUCUGCAGAGAAAAGAAAGCAUGUUGCUUAAACAUCUUAGCCCAGCACCAGGUAUUUGGUGUACAUAUAAUUUAAGAAAAAUAGUAUAUGUAAAGUUGAGAAUUAAAGAAGAAAAAAGCAUGAAAGUGACAAAUGACACUGUCUUUAGACCCAUGAAAUUUAAAUGCAUAAAUAUAGUGUAGAAAUUUAAAAGUAAAGAAACAUCAGAAUUGUCUACCGCUUCUUACUGAGUUUUUAAAAAUUACACACAAAUGCAGACGUUUUUGGUGAAUGUUUAGCCAUUUUUAUUAUUAAUAACAAAUUGAUGUUAGGUGUUUGAUGCAGAAAUGUGUCUGCUCUUUUAAAUUAUAUUUAAAGAAAAAAAAAGAGAGCCUGCUAGGUGGCAGGCAUGUAAUGUUAGUAUGCAUGACUAAUGUAAGAAAUUGUUAUUCUACUAAUAUUCACUUGUGAUUGUGUGACAAGCGUGUUUACAGAUUAUUUGGUUACACUUCGAUUUACAGGGCAUAAACAAUUAUAUACAUUACUCUGUACUUAACUAGUGAUUACAUGUCCUUCUGAUUACAUGGGAUUUGUAGUUGGGGUUACCAUGUAGCUCCAAACAUAAUUAACAUGUAAUUAGGUUACCAGUCUUACGGUAUCACUUCAAUUUGCAAAGGGGUUAAUAACGCAUGUAGUUUUAUCACACUAGCAUGGCACCGGCCAUGUACUUACAAUGUAGUUACAGAGUAAUUACAUGGUUAUUUUUGCAAUGUAAAAUAAAGUGUUUCUGAUUAUUUUAUAUGUAAAGGAACCCCACUGCCCCGUGCUUUUUGGUAUAGUAUAUACUUCUCCAUACACAGACCUCUGCAGAAUGCAAAUUUAAAACUUGCAGUGAAUGAAUUUAGCGUUUUUCUAAGGAUGCUGUUGGAAAGACUUGAUAAUUCACCCCUUGUGUUUUUGAAGAGUUAAAACCUUCUGUUAAAAGGUGAUUUAAAACUUGAAUGUGAUGAAUUGUGGCAAGUUAACUUCAAGUUAUGUGCAAUACCUAUUUCAGACUUCUGGAAGAUCUUUGCAGUGUAAUUCUUUGUUUUUAAUUGCAGACAUUUAAAAAUGUCAUUUUCUACUGUUCUAGUAAAUCCUCUUUCUUGCUGGUGUUUCUAAAGAAAAGAAUCAGAAAUCAAUCUUUCUACUAAUGUAAAUUUGAGAUUAUUUUUAAAAAAAAA